Messenger RNA from Adineta ricciae, 477 nucleotides. The record is from the annotation of a GenBank genome assembly. Lineage: Eukaryota; Metazoa; Rotifera; Eurotatoria; Adinetida; Adinetidae.
AUGACUGCUCUUCGUGUUUUCCCAUUUAUUGGCGCUCUUAUUGCUGUUGCCGCACUCGUCUUAUCUAUUAUUGGCAUUUCAACAACAUAUUGGUUUUCCAAUGCUUUGGGACACUCAGGUCUUUGGCAAACUUGUCCUGCUGGUGUUUGUGUCCGACGUGAUGGUGGACAAGCCGCGCCCAUUGCUCUUGCAGCAGUCAUCGCCAUCGGUGUUGCUGCUCUCUUGGCUAUCUUCAGCGGUCUAGCUCGUAAUAAAUCUGAUGCCAGCAAUAAUACAGCUCGGCUCUGCGGUGUCAUCGCAGUCAUUCUUCUUUUUUCAAGUGGAAUUCUUAUUGCUGCUGCACUUUACACCUUUGUCAAUGCAGUCAAUGUCACUGGCUAUUCAUUUACACUCAUGACUAUUGCUCAAUUCUUGAGCUUUCUUGCUGCUAUGCUCGUUGCCCAUUGGAUGGGACACUCAUUUACUGUUAUCAGUUAA